This is a messenger RNA of Pollicipes pollicipes, 2280 nucleotides long. Its product is annotated as neprilysin-2-like. The record is from RefSeq and is a predicted model, not a curated record. Bases 22 to 2280 code for a protein of 752 amino acids. Gene Ontology annotation, cellular component: plasma membrane. Gene Ontology annotation, biological process: protein processing. NCBI's taxonomy places the organism in Eukaryota, Metazoa, Arthropoda, Thecostraca, Pollicipedomorpha, Pollicipedidae. The transcript is spliced from 15 exons. Gene Ontology annotation, molecular function: metalloendopeptidase activity.
ACUCGACAUCGCUAAUGUGCGAUGGUUUGUACCGAAAGGUCAAGACCGAUGGCGGCCGUCGCCCGUCGCCCGUGGUGUCGCCGAACUCCGGUGGUGAUCGUGGUGACCCUGGUGGCUCUUGGAGGUGGCCUUCUUGCAGCCGGAUUCGCAGGAUCUGCACUUGGAAUGCAGGCCCGGCCGCGGCUGCAGAGACAUGUCGCCACCCCAGCGGACGGAGAUCAAGCCCAGCGGCCACCCACGCUCUGCCUCAGCAAGGGCUGCGUCACAGCCGCAUACAACUUGCUGAACGACAUGGACACCAAUGUGGACCCGUGCGACGACUUCUACGCCUUCGCGUGUGGCGCGUUCACCGAGCGCACAGUCAUUCCGGACGAGAGGUCGUCCGUCACGAGCUUCUACCUCUUGGGCAACGAAAUCGAGAUCAAAAUGAGGAAGCUGAUCGACACGCCAAUCUCAACUGAUGACACUUCAGCCACGGUCCUGCUUAAGAAAUACUUCAACAGCUGCAUGAAUAAAGAGACCAUCGAAAAGCGAGGCCUGCAGCCACUUCACGACAUCUUGGCCAAGAUGGGAGGAUGGCCUGUGCUAAACGGUUCGGCAUGGGACGAUGCUGCCUUCCAUUGGACGGAGGCCGUGUAUCGGAACCGGAAGUUGGGGUACUCACAGAAUGACAUAUUUUGGUUUGGCAUCCUACACGACUUAAAAGACCCCACAAGGAACAUCAUCAGCCUUUUUGACCCGGCUUUGGGCCUCGAAAGGGCAUCGCUCAUCAGAGGUUUCAAUGACUCAGAUGUGCAGGCCUACUACGGCUACAUGGUAGACAUGGCCGUUCUGCUGGGAGCCGAACCAGGCAUCGCCAAACAAGACAUGGAAGCUGCGCUUCACUUUGAAAUGCAGCUCGCCAACAUGUCGCUGGCGAAAGAGGAACUUCGCGACGUUUUCAAACUUUACCACAAGAUGACUCUCGACGAGUUGAGCCUGUUGGCACCUACCAUUCCCUGGGUGACCUACGCCAAUAAACUAUUGGAAGACGUCGGACACCAGGUUUCGAGUAGCGAGUCCGUCUGGGUCGCCCACCCAGAGUUCUUUAAGGACCUGGCCUCGCUGCUGAAGACAACGCCGAAGAGAGUACAGGCCAACUACCUUCUUUGGCGUGUGGUGGAGGCGUCCGUGAGCCAGCUGAACCUGGCCUCCCGUGACGCGCGCCUCAAGCUCUUCGGUCAGGUGUACGGCACCACCGAGCACGGGCCCCGCUGGAAGCAGUGCCUCGACGACAUCAUGCACCGCUUUGGAAUCCCAGUAGGAUCACUGUACGUGAAAAAUCACUUCGACCAAGACUCGAAGACGGCGGUCCUGAAGCUGGUGUCUGAUAUACACAAGGAGUUCGAUGCGAUGCUGCUGGAGGCUGCCUGGAUAGACCGUAUCACGAGGCAGCGAGCAAUUCAGAAAUCGAAGGCCAUGACCUAUUACAUAGCUUACCCAGACGAACUGCUUAACGACACGAUGGUAAGCGAGCUCUACGAAGAUCUACAGCUCACCGACGACGACUUCUUCCAAAACAUGCUGAACAAUAACAUUUUCAACACCAACUACUUCUACAGCAAACUACGUGAGCACGCCGACAAGAACGACUGGCGAGAAUUCGGCGAAAUCACAGCUGUCAACGCCUUUGCGAAAUCGACGAACGGCAUCACGUUCCCCGCGGGUAUUUUACAAGGCACUUUCUACAGCAAUGACAGGCCUAAGUACAUGAACUACGGAGCCAUCGGAUUCUUGAUCGGUCACGAAAUAACCCACUUGUUCGACGACAAGUUCAGCACUGACAUCUCUCCGCGCGACAGGGCCGCCAGUUUAACCGCCGAGGCAAGCUCCAGGAAUGGUGGGAGCCGGAGACGCGCAGCCCGCUUCCUGGACAGCGUCCAAUGCAUCAUCGAUCAGUACGGCAACAUCACCGUCGACAGGGUCAACAUGCAGGUAAACGGCAUCCUAACCCAGGGCGAGAACAUCGCCGACAACGGCGGCAUACUGAAGGGGCGCGAGCCGGCGCUGCCCGGCCUGCAGCAGUACACCAGCGAGCAGAUGUUCUGGCUGGGUACCGUCAACACCUGGUGCGCCGUCUACAGGGAGGAAGGGCUCCGGCAGGUGAUGCGCUCCAGCAACCACGCGCCCUCGUUUGUGCGUAUGAACACGGCGAUCAAAAACACCGAACAGUUCGCGCGUGACUGGCAGUGCCCGGCCGGCUCGCGCAUGAACCCCGUGGACGGCUGCCGUGUCUGGUGA